CUACGAUUUAGCGCCAUAAAUUUGGUAUCGCCUGGUAUCGCCUAAAAUCAUAGCGUUGGGUAUCUCACUAUUUAUUUCUGAUUGGACGCUGAUAAUUAAUAUUGUAUAAUUAUUUAUUAUUUUGGUUUCAUUGAUUAAUAGUUAAUUGAAUAAUAACGUUAUAAUUUUUACAUAAAUUCUACUUAAUGGUAAUUUAAUAAUUCUGAAAAUGUCUGACGAAGAAGUUAUACGUCGCAGAUUGCUUAUUGAUGGUGAUGGUACUGGAGAUGAUCGAAGAAUAAAUGUACUAUUGAAAUCAUUCAUCAAAUGGGUCAAUAGUCCAAAAAUAGAUAACGUGUUGCAUGAAAAAAUGUUAUCACAACUUGCACAGUGUGAAUUUGCACAAAAGAAAUCCAGAUUAGUUUCCAAUAUGAGUGAGGAAGAAUUAAAGAACUAUGAGAAGAUGUCGAAAGAAAUUGAGAUUGAAAUUGAGGAUGCUAAGAAAGAUAUAGAACAAACUAAAGUGGAAUUACAAGAGGCAAAACAAGUUCGUAAGAAUAGAAUAGAAUACGAUGUACUAGCAAAAGUUAUCAACGAGCAGCCUGAUAGACAGGAAACUGAUCUGAAACUAGCAACACUACGCAAAGAACUUGGUACAUUAAAGGAAAAAUCAGAACAACUGGAACAUAAGCUAGAAAUGAGGAGAAAACAAUUCCAUGUAUUAAUAUCAUCAAUUCACUCGUUACAAGGAAUGUUAGACGAAUCGGACGAAGAAAUAAUGGAUGUGAGCCUUGAGAAUUAUGAAGAUGUUGAUGUAUCAAUGUCUCCUAAAGCUGUUACAUGAAUGAAAGUAUUGUUUACUGCUGCUAUGAAAACUGGUUUUUAUAAUGCUUAUUUAAAUGCAAUGUACAACUUUGAUAAUAAAUUAUAUUAAAAAUCAUCUUCCAAA
Messenger RNA from Cephus cinctus (wheat stem sawfly), 928 nucleotides. RefSeq names its product THO complex subunit 7 homolog (gene thoc7). The transcript has 3 exons. Lineage: Eukaryota; Metazoa; Arthropoda; Insecta; Hymenoptera; Cephidae. Gene Ontology annotation, biological process: mRNA processing; mRNA export from nucleus. Bases 209 to 823 code for a protein of 204 amino acids. Gene Ontology annotation, cellular component: THO complex part of transcription export complex. The record is from RefSeq and is a predicted model, not a curated record.